ACGUCAACGCAAACCGGUUAUAAAAACACAAACGGGUUCAUUUCUAAAGAAUUUUCAUUCCUUUGCUAUUUCGUCCUCAAUACCUUAUAUGGGCUAAAAUUCCAUUAAUUUGCCCAAACUCUAGUAUUCGUUAACAUAUUUCUCAAUGGAGGCAGCGGCGUCUCCGUCCGGUGGAAAGAAGGAUCAGAACUCGCCGGAGGCCAGCGGGGGCAAAGGGUUCAUGCUGUUUGGUGUAAAAGUCAUGGAAGGAUCAUUUAGGAAGAGUGCUAGUAUGAUUAACCUGGUUCAGUAUGAGCAACCCCAUGACUCCAGCAAUGAUGUGGCUGCCGGCUAUGCUUCCGACGAUAUUGUUCACCCUUCCGGCCGGAGUCACGAACGGAAAAGAGGAGUGCCAUGGACUGAGGAGGAACACAGGUUAUUUCUAUUAGGGUUGCAGAAAGUAGGGAAAGGAGAUUGGAGAGGUAUUUCAAGAAAUUUUGUGAAGACACGUACGCCUACACAGGUUGCAAGCCAUGCUCAAAAGUACUUCCUCCGCCGGAAUAACCAUAGCCGUCGGCGCCGGAGAUCUAGUCUCUUUGACAUCACCACUGAUACGGUUUUGAGUUCAAAAAUUGAAGAACAAAAGCAUCAAGAAAAUUCAUACCACCCACCAACCAUUGAACAACAAAAUCUAAGCAAAAAUAAUGAAAAUGUCCCAAUGUCAGCUUUUCUUGUACCAAUCUCAAGAGAAAAUUCAAUGGAGAAUCUCACACUAGUAACGAAAAGUCCAACCAAUCUCAUUUGUCCAAUUCCAAAUCUCCCACCCCCUCCAUCUUCAAAAAUGGCCAAUUUAGACCUAAACAAGAAUACCAUCCCUACAGCUGAGCCUCUCCCUUUAACAUUUAACCUAUCCAUAUCACCACCGCGAGUUCCACCACUGCCGCUGCCACGACCGUCAGGUUUCCAGGCAAUGCAAGCUAGCUUUAGUAGCAGUAGUGGAGAUAGCAUGGUUAGUGUUUCUUGAUAGGAAUAUAUAAUAAUAUUGAUAUCUAUGUUGUAAAGUUGAAGAAAAAAAGAGACACUAAAGUUGGAUGAUUAAUUAGUUAGGUUCGGAUUAUAAUUUAAUAUUUAGAUUAUUGUUGAUUAGGUGGAUUGGUGAUGAUGAUAUCUUAUUGUAGCGGCUAGAAAAGAUUGUGAAAGUUGGCGUCAUUUUCAAGUGUUGGAAUUCAUGUUUGUUUAUGUCUUGUUCUCUUUCUUUGGUGGGAUGAUUAUUGUACCAGUUAUUGUAUUCUAGUCAGACAACCUUAGUCAUUCUCAUUGUGGACAAAAAACAAUAGUAUCAUCCAAAUUAAAUCGAAUCUUUGAUUUUUGUCUUGUGGAA
Olea europaea var. sylvestris is the source of this 1360-nucleotide messenger RNA. RefSeq names its product transcription factor MYB1R1-like. Bases 146 to 1003 code for a protein of 285 amino acids. The transcript is spliced from 3 exons. Gene Ontology annotation, biological process: response to ethylene; response to gibberellin; response to auxin. Gene Ontology annotation, molecular function: DNA binding. Lineage: Eukaryota; Viridiplantae; Streptophyta; Magnoliopsida; Lamiales; Oleaceae. The record is from RefSeq and is a predicted model, not a curated record.